AUGGAGGACCAAAAGCAGAGUACCCAUCUCGAGAAUUGCACAGAAAAAGCCCAAGAGGCUGCUAAUUCUCAGAUCCCAAUUGUAAUUCCGUCCGUACGUGUGGCUGAGAAGUUGUCCAGGAAGAAAUCGGAGAGGUUCACUUAUCUUGUUGCUGCGGUGAUGUCCAGCUUUGGUAUUACUUCCAUGGCUGUCAUGGGCUGUUUAUUACAGAUUUUACUGGCAAAUGGAGGGUGGGAAUGUGCCUUUGUCUGA
Molecule: messenger RNA, 252 nt
Organism: Prunus armeniaca (apricot)
Lineage: Eukaryota; Viridiplantae; Streptophyta; Magnoliopsida; Rosales; Rosaceae
Source: the annotation of a GenBank genome assembly